Messenger RNA from Mesorhabditis belari, 1248 nucleotides. The record is from the annotation of a GenBank genome assembly. NCBI's taxonomy places the organism in Eukaryota, Metazoa, Nematoda, Chromadorea, Rhabditida, Rhabditidae.
AUGGUAAACCAACCCGGUAACACUAGCUCUUCUUCCCAAGCACCACCACCCGGACCGAGAAUAUUCCAAAAGCCUAUUGCUUCGUUCACAAAACUUGAAACAAGAAAUGGAAUUGCGCGGAUGAUCGAAGAAGAGGAAACGAUUGAGAUACCGAUUGAAUAUCAGCCAGAUACGACCGACCCUUUCUAUCGACCUCAAACGCUGACACAAAGCAACAAGAUUCACCAUUUUCAUUCGAUGGCAACUGGAAAAUUUGUUAAUCUGAUUGCAGCAAAACGGCCUUUCAAUCGAGAAUUACAACCGGUGAUGAUAAGAAGAUUCAAAUUGGAUAUUUUGAGUUCAGAAGAAACCGGUUUCACUCAACUUCAAAGAGAAAAAGAAUUGUCCGAAACAAUUGAUCAUCCAAAUAUUGUCAAAUUCUAUGAGAUGUACGGUGAAGGACCGAUCGAAGUACCGACCCAUUUAUGUUUUGUAAAAGAGAGAAUGCCCCAGACAUUGGAAAAAUAUUACGCAUCUUUGCUCUUUCGGGAUGAGGAAAAUGGAUUGGUGCGCAGAGAUCUUAUCCAGCUAAAAUCUCUUCUCACUCAAAUACUUCGGGCGCUCGAGUACCUUCAUCAAUGUGGAAUCAUUCAUCGAGAUGUCUCACCAAGAAAUAUUGGAAUUGAUCAGGAAACUUUUGUCGUCAAGCUACUAGAUUUGGGAUCAGCAAGAGAAAUCAAUCCAAAACUGGAUCACUCGGCAAAUCUGAAGACAGCACUUAUUUACAAAUCUCUCGAACUGUAUCAGAGAAGCAAGUACAAUGAGGGUGUGGAUAUUUGGGCUGCAGCUCUUGUUGCUGUUGAGUUCUUGGGUGUGAAACUGAUGAUGCCAACUGGAACACCAGAAGAGGUUGCGACUAAGCUUCGGAAACGAGGUCCCGAAAAUGCGAUGAAAGAUCGAAUUUUUGCUAUACUUGGAAUUCCCGAUGAUCAAUAUGAAUCAAUUUUCGGAAGAAAAAUAUUCGAAAAACCGCAAACGGCUAAAUUUGAUGAGAUUUGGGAGAAGGAAAUUAAGGACAGAUUGGGAUCUGACAAUGAAACAUUGAAAGGAGAAGAUUUCAAAUCUUUGAUCAAAAACAUGCUGAAUCCAGAUUGGAUGAAUCGCGUCACAGCCACGAAUUGUUUUGUGGAACCAUUUCUCCUUUCUCCGAUCGAAGAUGCAUAUCGAAGAAAUGUGGAAGAUGCGAGUCGUCUUUUGAUGGAAAUUGAA